AUGGCCAGGCCUAAAGGAGUCCCAGAAUCCGUAGAAUACAUAUCCCUUCCUUUCUAUCCUCUUUUAUCAGGUGGAAUCACAGCAUUUCACAGGCCUUCAAUUCGAGGCAUUUCUAUCCUAGCCCAAUCCACUCCAUGCACAACAGUAUUUACCCUCCAAUCUGAGCACGAAUGCCCACAUGAAAUUGAAAAAGCUUGCUUAGACCACGGUCUUAAAUGAGUAUGAAUUUGCUUACAAGGCGCAAAUAAAAAAUUAUUAGAAGGCAAUAAAGCGUCGACUGCAAUUAGAUCUGGGCUACUUGAUGCUAGAAAAAGACUAGACAAAGGUGAAUUUUUAUACAUUCAUUGUGCGGCUGGAAUACAUAGGACAGGGUUAUUUAUUUAUGCUUUGAUCAGGAUUUGUGGGUAUUCGAAGCAAGAGACUUUGAAUAUUGUGAAAUCAAUUAGGGUAGCUACAUAUGAAAAAUGCGGAAGCAUGAGAUUUGAUUUAGGUGAAGGGAUUGCUAUAAAUAUAUUAAAUGGGACUGUUGGCAAACAAAUUGAAGGGCUGGAAAGCUUGAAAAGUGAAGAAUUCAUAGAAAGUCCUUUUAUGUGGAUAAAACUGAUACCAACUCAUCAGGAAAUGAUCAGAUUUGAAUGCAUUCUGACUGACAAAGAGCUUAAUAGAUAUGUUUUAGGAAGUGUGGUGAGCUUGAAAAUAAAUUUUAAAUAUUUGUUAAAAGAAUUAGGGGAGAAAUGAAUGCAGGCUAGAGAUGUUUUGUAUUCACCAGAACAAAAUUCAAAGAGCUUCAAGCCUUAUUUAAGAGAAUUGACAGAUUUUUGUAUUGAAACUUUUGGUAAAUCGAAAGCUCAAUUGAUUGGAAAAGAUGUGUAUAUAGAAAAACAGUUUAUUGACAAAUUUUGGCAGCCUUUGAAUGAUCAUCUAUGGGAAGAACCAAUAAAUUUGACAUCUAUUGAAAUAGCAUUGGGUUUAGAAUCAAAUGUUAACACAAGUCUUGUUGAAGAUAUUUUAUAUUUUCGACAUAUAAAAGAUACUUAUUUUAUUUAA
Molecule: messenger RNA, 1047 nt
Organism: Blepharisma stoltei
Lineage: Eukaryota; Ciliophora; Heterotrichea; Heterotrichida; Blepharismidae
Source: the annotation of a GenBank genome assembly